Mustela erminea (ermine) is the source of this 7893-nucleotide messenger RNA. RefSeq names its product MAX network transcriptional repressor (gene MNT). The coding region runs from base 3361 to 5118 and encodes 585 amino acids. Lineage: Eukaryota; Metazoa; Chordata; Mammalia; Carnivora; Mustelidae. The record is from RefSeq and is a predicted model, not a curated record. Gene Ontology annotation, molecular function: protein dimerization activity; RNA polymerase II cis-regulatory region sequence-specific DNA binding; DNA-binding transcription factor activity, RNA polymerase II-specific. The transcript has 6 exons. Gene Ontology annotation, biological process: regulation of transcription by RNA polymerase II.
CAUGUCCCGAGCCACAGGCAGAGGCUUAACCCACUGAGCCACCCAGGUGCCCCUCCUCUCUCCUUUUAUACCCACCUUGUAGGUAUCUCCCACCCCAACUGUGUCCCUUCCCCAGCUGGGGAAACCCUGGCUGAUAUAUUCUGUUUAGCCAUUUUCAGUCUCCUGUAGGCAACAACGGCUCAGAAAAAAAGCCUCCUUUAUAAACCCUUGCUUUUGCCUAACAUCCCCUGGCUGCUGUCCCCACAUGACCCAAAUAAACAGAUGAUCAUGUGAAGCCAGUAAGGCUGUUUGUUUUAAAUAGCAAGCAUCUCCACUAAGCUCUGGAGCAGAUGGGGUAUUGGGGGCAAGGGAGAGACUGGCAUUUGACUCUGUUCACCCCACCUUUAUCUCAGGCUUACCCACCCAUGAAGGAAAAGGUGUCUUCAGAAUGCUCCUUUUCAGAGGGGUGCCUACUUAAUGGAAAAGAGCUGGUAUCCGGCAAGAAGUCAAAAAUUGGGCUUGGGCCUCUGUAAGAGACUUCAGGACUAUUUGAGUGCUAUGACCACUUGAGGACGGCAGAAGAUACAGCUGAAUGGAGCUCUCUGAGCAUCAUGGGCCACUGGACAGAAUAGUACAGUGCUGACCCCAAACAAAAAAUUUGGUCAACAUUGUUGCAGGUAACUGUUACGUUAUAUAAACUGUUUAGUGCCCCACCCCAGCAUACACACCUGUGUAUUGCCUUCAAACUUCUCAUUUUCUUUGGUUGUUCUGUGGGCCAGGCCAGCCACACUAGUAGCAGGUGGCAGAUAUCUAAAUGGAAGCAAUUUAAGGACCAGCACAGAUCUCGCCCUCCCAAGAGAAGGGCAUUCAUCCCAGGACACCUGGGCUCCGUUGUUCCCACCCUCUCCCCCACCUUCCUUUCCAGAUCCAUCACAAGCCAAGCCAGUGGCACCUGGACGUGUGUAAUGGCCUCUGCUCAGUUACAGAUGCUAGGGCAUCAAAUGUGUGAAGAUCAGAUCCUUCCAUAGACUGCUGCUGGCAAACAGUCCCCUUCCUUCUCUUCACUAGGUUCUUGAUUUCCAAGAUCCGUGCAGGUUUUCUUUCCUUGGUAUGUAUUAUGCCCUCAAAGGAAGGGAGCAAAGCCAGCAGGCAUGCAUUUGUACCGGCUUUCUGUGCCUCUAAGCUAGACCCCAAAAUAGGAACAUAGCCCUCCAAGGGCACAAUGGGGUUGGGAUGGGAUGGGAAGAGAUGGGUUGGCAGGAUGGUCUGCCACUCAGCUGUCCUCAUUACGUUUUGCUUUGUAGCUUUGAUGGUGAAUCCCAGGCUGCAGGAUUCUGAACCCAGCUGGCAUUGUCCCAUUCUGAACUGGUAGCAAAAAAGGAAUUUAAGGCUAGGACGCAGGGGCCAAAGGACUGCAGGCAUUGGGCCCACAGAGCUGUACAUGUGUUAGGGUGCUACCAAAGUGCCUUCAGUCGGUCUUUGUGUAACUACCAACUCUACCAGUGGGGCUUGUGUGGCCUGUGCCAAAAGAAGCAGAACAGCAGGGUUUCAGGUGAAGAUUUUGGAGACCCAGACUAUAGUAUAUUAAGUGGACAACUUCCUGUGCAGACAGUUUGAUACUCCUACACGAUUUUUUUCGAAUUGGGUGCCCUGCCCUGUUUCAGAACUGCCUUCAGAAGAGUCGUCGACGGGGUCAAGGAUAAAUACUCCUUCCUCCAGGGCAUGCAGCAGUUGGAAUACCGAGUGACUUCAGACAAGUCCUCUCUCGUGUCUGGGCCUCAGUUUCCUUAUCUGCAAAAUGAGACUACUUAUGCUGACAAAGGUCUAACUUUAUGAUCGUACCGCAGGCAGCCCCAAACACUAGCUCAAGUAGCGGCGGCAGCGAGCGCCAGCCCGGGGUCCCGCCCUCUUGGCGAGCGCGGUGGAGACCAGGCAGAGCGUCCCGACCCCCAGCCCCGCCCGCGGCCUCAACCGCCCAGCGGCUGGCAGGGCCAGGCUUCCGCCCUCCACGUUGUUGUUCCCGAUUUGGGCCCCGCCCCCUUGGUCUCGGCCGCGGACGCCCUGCGUUAACUGCCCCCGCCCAGGCCCCGUAGCAAAGGGUGGCCUGUGGGGGCAUCAACAUUAGAUAGGCGUGGACAAAGAAGAAUUUGGGGGUAGAAAAGAGAGACUUGAUUUGGAAGGAAGGGUGAUGAAAAGUAAAGGGUAGGCCACGGCACAACUGCAGAAUUUUCCUCUCGGCGUCUCACCCUCCGUUCUUAGAGUGGACCCAUCCGCACCUAAGAAUGUGACCGUGUUAGACACUGGCCCUUUAAACAGAAGGCUGGCGGCGCGGGGUGUCCAUGUGGAGCUGCUCCAUGCCGUGUUGUCCUGCCCGCCCAUUGGCCCUUGGCCCGGUGACGUCGUCUAAUAGGAUGCGAACGCACUGCGGGGGGAGGAACGGAGGCAAAACGAGGAACCGGAUUAUCGCUCCGCUCCCUCCGCCUGUCUCUGGCAGCCUCCUGCCGUCAGCUCCGCCCACGGGCGGAUCCCGGGGGAAUUGCGACAGCCGGGGUGGUUGCAGGAAUUAGGUCACGUGUGGGUAGGGAGCGGAGACCCAGGGGUCAGGCCAGUCUUCUAAGUCAUCCUAAGGUUUCCCUGACCUGGAAUAUCCUUAUUUGAGCUAACUUAAGUCUUAAAUUUUCCACCCCUCUUUUCUUCCAGCAGGACACACUUCGUUGUGAAUGACCGCAACACGCAGCCCUUGCUCAACUUGUGGCUUGCCAUCGGGGCGGGGCGAGGAGAGAAAGCGGAAAUGCAGGGCGCGAGCGGGGCGGGUUAUUCUCCCACCCCCACCCAGGCCACGUGUGCGCGCGCCGUCCUAUAGUGGGCGGGGCAAGCCCGCUCAGCACCCCGCCCCUCCCUUCCUGAGACGCCGCGGCCCUGCGGGCGGGGGCUCCGGUCCGGGCUUUGGCUGCGGCCCCGGUGUAGUAGCGGGGGCGGCGGCCGGGGGCAGCGCGGCUCCUUCCCUUGUUGUGUGUGUCGGUGCCUCCUCGCCAUCUUGUUGCAAAGCCUUUUCUUGUCGGCGGGACUCCCGGGGGCCGCGGGGCGGGAGGCAUCAGAGGGGGAAAAAGAGAGGGAGGGGAAGGAGGGAGGCAGUGCCGCCUUUUGUUUUUUUGCACCAAAAUUUUUUAAAUUUGCAAAUUAUAUUUUGCAAAUAUUUUGGGAAACAUUAAUUUUUUCUCUCCGUGCUCUCCCAUUCUUCCUUGCGGAGUGCGCUGCGCCGCCCAGCCCUGUCGCCCCCCGGAGGUGAUCCCUCCCUCCUGCCUGCCCGCCAGCCUGACCUGUGCCCCUCUCGCGGGCCGCAGUCUCGGCCCCGGCGCGCCCCCGGCAGCUCUCGGCGCGAUGAGCAUAGAGACGCUACUGGAGGCGGCCCGCUUCCUGGAAUGGCAAGCGCAGCAACAACAGAGAGCACGUGAGGAGCAGGAGCGGCUUCGCUUGGAGCGGGAGAGGGAGCAGGAGCAGAAGAAGGCCAGCAGCCUGGCCAGGCUGGCCCAUGCCCUGCCUGUGGAGGAGCCCCGCAUUGAAGCACCACCCCUACCUCUGUCCCCACCAGCACCCCCUCCAGCACCCCCACCCCCACUUCCCACCCCCACCCCACUGACUGUCAUUCCUAUUCCAGUAGUGACCAACUCUCCUCAGCCCCUGCCCCCGCCCCCACCACUGCCUCCUGCAGCCCAGCCUUUGCCUCUGGCACCUCGCCAGCCAGCCCUGGUUAGCACCCCUGGACUCAGCAUUAAGGAGUCUGCUCCCUUGCCCACUAGGCCACAGGUGCCCAAUCCCACUCCCCUGCUGCCAGACUCCAAGACCACCCUUGCAUCCACUGGCAGUCCCAAGCCUUUGCAGCCCCUCCCCACACCCAUCCUGACCAUAGCACCUCACCCUGGAGUUCAGCCCCAGCUGGCCCCCCAGCAGCCACCCCCACCCACUCUUGGGACCCUGAAGUUGGCACCAGCGGAAGAAGUCAAAUCCAGCGAACAGAAGAAGAGGCCUGGGGGGAUCGGAACCAGAGAAGUACACAACAAAUUGGAGAAGAACAGGAGGGCCCAUCUGAAGGAAUGCUUUGAGACCCUAAAGCGCAACAUCCCCAACGUGGACGACAAGAAGACGUCGAAUCUGAGUGUGCUGCGGACGGCGCUGCGGUACAUCCAGUCUCUGAAGAGGAAGGAGAAGGAAUACGAGCAUGAGAUGGAGCGGCUGGCGAGGGAGAAGAUUGCUACCCAGCAGCGGUUGACAGAGCUCAAGCAUGAGCUGAGCCAGUGGAUGGACGUGCUGGAGAUCGACCGUGUGCUCCGGCAGACUGGCCAGCCCGAGGACGACCAGGCCUCCACCUCCACGGCCUCUGAGGGUGAGGACAACAUAGACGAGGAUAUGGAGGAGGACCAGGCUGGCCUGGGCCCACCUAAACUGAAUCAUCGCCCCCACCCGGAGCUGCCGAAGCCCCCGCCCAGUGCUGCCCCUGCACCUCUGCCUCCCCAUCCACACCCCCACCCCCAGCCUGUGGCCCUGUCUCCCGUCCACCUGCCUGGGCAGCAGCCACCGCCACCACAGAAGACACCACUGCCGGCCCCUCCUCCCCCAGCGGCUGCCCCUGCCCAGACGCUGGUGCCGGCUCCAGCCCAUCUAGUGGCGGCAGCUGGCGCGGGCUCCACGGUCAUCGCCCACACAGCCACCACCCACGCCUCAGUCAUCCAGACUGUGAACCACGUUCUUCAGGGGCCAGGCGGCAAGCACAUCGCCCACAUCGCCCCCUCGGCCCCCAGCCCUGCUGUGCAGCUGGCCCCCGCCACACCCCCCAUCGGCCACAUCACCGUGCACCCUGCCACCCUCAACCACGUGGCCCACCUCGGCUCCCAGCUGCCCCUGUAUCCGCAGCCCGUGGCGGUGAGCCAGCCUGUGGCGGUGAGCCACAUUGCCCACACCCUCUCACACCAGCAAGUGAAUGGCACAGCUGGGCUGGGGCCCCCGGCCACUGUCAUGGCGAAGCCAGCUGUGGGGGCUCAGGUGGUGCACCACCCCCAGCUGGUGGGCCAGACAGUGCUCAACCCUGUGACUAUGGUCACCAUGCCCUCCUUCCCAGUCAGCACGCUCAAGCUGGCUUGAGGAGGAGGCCACUCAGAGGCCCCCAGUGGGGGCAGGGAGGGGGCCCAUCCCCCGCUCUCCCACCCACCAGCUCCACACAUUCCAGCCAGGCCCAGGCCCGACCCCCCCACACACACCCACCCCCAGGCCUCCUAGGGGAAGGGGGUGCAGAGACUCUGAGCCAGGGGAGGGAGGGCCACCCCAGGGAGCUGGGCACAGGGCAGGGGGUUACCCCCACUGCACUAGGACUUGAUCAAGUGAUGAGACACUCUGGUGAAUGUGCCACUCUGUCUGGCCUGGUGCCAGCUCCAGUGCCGUUCCUGCCUCCCCACUUUGUACCCUGCAACCCCGUGCGAUGUGGCUGUUGUGUUCUCCCGACUUCCCCGCUCUGCCUGCCUUCCUGUGCUGCUGCUGCUGCUACUGCUCUGGCUGAUGAGGUGGCCAAGCUCCCUCUGUCCUGAGCCUCAGCCUUCUCUUCCCAGGCCCUCAGAGGGGAAGGGGGGAGGGAGCAGGACUGAAGCAACUUGGCCCGGGGAGCUGGGGAGCUGGGUGCCUGGGGGGCUCUGCUCUGAGUACAGAUGACAGAUCCUAGGACACAGCGGCUGUGUGGUCCCUUCCUGACAGUUGGGCACCCCAGCCUGGGGCUCUCCAACCCAGUCAGUCGUAGUCACUGAUUUGUUACCACAGAAACUAGUUAAGAGGAGUCUCUACCAGCAACUCAUCCCAUGCUGUUGCUGAGCUCCCUGAGCCUCCCCCGCCCCCAGUCCUUGCCACUGGGCUCCUGACCUCAGGAGGGUAGGCUGAGGGUGGGGGGUGGGAACGAAUGGCUUGGCCGUCCUGCCCCCACACCCACCCCACCGCUGGCCUGGGGCUGGACUGAGGAAAGAGCUGCUCUGGAUCUCCAUCCCCAGCCCUGGGCCUGGCUCUUAGCUUCCCAAAAGCAGAGGGGCUGGGGUGCGGUCACUUCUGCUGCCCCAGUUCCCUGGCCUCUGCUCAGAGCCGUGCGCGCCCCUGAGGGGUGUAUGCUGGAGUGCCUCUUGUAGCCUCUGGUCUGGGUCUUAGGAAGUCCAAAUCCAAGGCCUGAGCCAAAUCCCCAGCAUCACCCCCCUCCCCGCGUCCCUGAUGCCCUGGGGGGACCUGUAGAGCAGGGAGGAGGACUGCUGCUUGUGCCCCAACUAAUUUGUCUUUGGCAUCAUCUCUUUCCCUUGAACAUCAGCUUUUCUCCAGUGGGCUCUUCUGAGUGUGCCACAGCCUUCCUCUGAGGAAGGUCCUUAAGUUGGAUCUAGGGCAAGGCUGAGCUUGGGGUGGGUAGUGAGGGGGCCUUUGUGCAAGGCCUGCUUCUUUCCCUGCCUUUGCCUCUGCCCACUGCUUUGGCUUCUCUUUUUAUGUGGGUAUUUAUUACAAGUGACCUUGUGUUAGACACACAGUUGUACACAUGUGCACACUCGCCUCCCCACCUGGACGCACAUGGUGGCCUUUCAGCAUGGGGAAAGGAAGCCAGUGUCCGUAGGUGUGAAGUUUGCUUUGACGAGCAAGGGGAGCAACCUACAGGAAACUGAGGAGGCUGGCAGAGGUCCCUUUCAGUUCUUUCCUAGUCUUGGAGACCUCCCAGGGGCCUGGUUCCCUUUGUCUUGCCUGGGGUGGGGAAAGGGAAGGCCUCUGGUCAUCCUAGAGGCCCCCAAUAGGGAGCUUCACACCCCACAAGCUCCCUGCCUUCCUGCCCCUGCAGCCACCUCCUGCCAACCCUGGUUCUUGGGGAACCAGUCUCCGCUUUUCCCUGAGUGAUACCAACUGAAAGAGCAGAGGGAGCUGGACGGGCCUGGUGCCCAGGGAAUGGUCAGAGAAGCACUGGGGAGCCUGCCCUUUCAAGCUCUGUUCACCUCCCUGCAUCCUGAGGCCAUUCCAGAAUUGAAAGUGUGUCACCCAGUGGCCUCUGGGGCCUGCACAGAUACCUCAUCCGCCCGCUCACCGCCCCUGCCCCUCCCCACCCCUAGCAGUGGGGGCCUUCGAAUCUAGUGCCGAAUGACUAUGUCCAGAUUGGUGACGAUGGGUGUUGUUGCUGUUGUUUUUGUUGUUGUUUGUGAAUGCUGUGAUGCUGUGUGCCCGAGAGGGCAGCCGCCACCCAGCCCUUCCAUGGGCAUCUCCCCUCUGAGAGCUGUCAGGACCACGUCUGUCCUCACCCUGUGGGACCGCCUGCCCCUCCCCCUCCCCAGCCCUUCCAGCCUGGGGGACGCGUGCGUGCACACACACAUAUAUACACACACACACACACACACACACACACCUUACCUCUCAUGCGUGUUUUACUUUUUGACGUUAAGAGUGGCUCACUGGCUGGGAGCCUUUACCUCGGGGAAAGGGGGAGGUUGGUUCCUUGGGGGCCAAAGAAGGGCAGGGAGUGCCUGGAGGGGAACUGGGGGGUCACUAUAACCCCUGCUCUCCAGGAACAGCUUCUCCCCCAUCCCAGGGUUCCAUCCCCAUCCCCCAAAGAGGUGGCCCUUGUUUACAGUGAGGACUUGGUCACUGUGUCUCCGUUUCCUGAAAUAUAAACUGUAGCGACCCCAGACUGUAGAGAUUUUUAUGUGUUUGGAUACAUCUGCUGUGUGGGAAAAAAAAAAAAAAAAAAACCUACAAAAAACCCUAAUUUUGUACAUAUUGUAUUUUUACUAUUGAACUGUAUUCUAGUGGCUGUUCAUGCUCCAAGACUUUAGGUAUUGAGACAUGAAUACUAUCCAUGUAAUAAGCACUUGCCUGGAAUAAAAUAUAAAACUGAAAUAAACCUGCACUGAAACCAGA